Salarias fasciatus (jewelled blenny) is the source of this 1483-nucleotide messenger RNA. It is a transcript of the gene hao1, whose product is annotated as hydroxyacid oxidase (glycolate oxidase) 1. Gene Ontology annotation, molecular function: FMN binding; oxidoreductase activity. The record is from RefSeq and is a predicted model, not a curated record. Bases 22 to 1131 code for a protein of 369 amino acids. NCBI's taxonomy places the organism in Eukaryota, Metazoa, Chordata, Actinopteri, Blenniiformes, Blenniidae. The transcript has 8 exons.
CGCUGAGCCUCAGGAGGAAACAUGUCUGCACAGAGGGUGAGCGUGGACGACUUCCAGGAGGAGGCCAGGAGGACGCUGCCCAAGGCCGUGUACGACUACUACUGCUCGGGAGCCGAUGAGCAACGCACGCUGGCCGACAACGUGGAGGCCUUCAACAGAUGGUACCUGAUCCCCCGGGUGCUCCGGGACGUGACGGCGGUGGAUCUGUCCGUCACCGUGCUGGGUCAGAGGCUCAGCAUGCCCGUCUGCGUGGCGGCCACCGCCAUGCAGAGGAUGGCCCACGCCGACGGAGAGACGGCCACCGCUCGAGCAUGCAAAGCGGCGGGCACGGCGAUGAUGCUGAGUUCCUGGGCCACCUCCACCAUAGAGGAAGUGAAGUCGGCGGCGGGCGGCGAAGCCCCCCUCUGGUUGCAGCUCUACAUCUACAAGGACCGGGAGCUGACGCUGUCCCUGGUGCGGCGGGCCGAGGAGGCGGGCUACAGCGCCGUCUUCGUCACCGUGGAUACGCCGUACCUGGGGAAGAGGCUGGCCGACGUGCGCAACCGCUUCAAACUUCCCCCACACCUCAGCAUGUCCAACUUCUCCACCGACUCGCUGGCGUUCUCUGAGGGGAACUAUGGGAACGACAGCGGCCUGGCCGUGUACGUGGCCAAAGCCAUCGACCCCUCCAUCUGCUGGGACGACAUCGGCUGGCUCAGGAGGAACACCAAGCUGCCCGUCAUCGUGAAGGGAGUGCUCAACGGUGAGGAUGCUGUGCUGGCACUGAAGCACGGCGUCAGUGGGAUCCUGGUGUCAAAUCACGGUGCUCGACAGCUGGACGGCGUUCCGGCGACGCUGGACGUGUUGGAGGAGGUGGUCCAGGCCGUCCAGGGUCGCUGUGAGGUCUUCCUGGACGGAGGCGUCCGCAGGGGGACGGACGUGCUGAAGGCUCUGUCUCUGGGGGCGGCGGCCGUGAUGGUGGGCCGCCCGGUGCUGUGGGGGCUGGCCUGUCAGGGUCAGGACGGGGUCACCGAGGUCCUGGAGCUGCUCAGAGAGGAGCUGCGUCUGGCCAUGGCUCUGUCAGGUUGUCGCAGUGUGUCCGAAGUGAGCAGGUCUCUGGUCAGAAGAAAAGACUUCUCAUCCAGAAUGUGAGGAGAAGAAACCUUGGAGGAUGUGGUCACCUUAGCUACAUGGCUACAACUUCAGCUCAAGUUUUCUUUUUGUUUUUUCUUUUUCUUUUUUUUUUUUUUGUCACAUUUCUUCAAGCGCAACAGAGAAUCUUUUUAUCACCUUCAGAGAAACGACGAGCAUCACACCAAAACCAUACCACCAGUUUUAAUGAUAAAAAACAAAAGAUAAUUUUAUAUUUUGUGGUCAGUUUUAACCUUCUGUUUUUCCGCUGCGAUUCAUCGUCUCUGUUGCAUUGUGGGAAAUGUAGAAAUGUAUUCUGGAAACCAGUCCCCAGCUUUAUAUUUAAGACGUUUGUGAUAUUUGUGCUUUUUGA